CCAAACUUAGAAUCUUGAGGCCCGCCGGGCUCCGGCGCCGGGGAGAGGGAGCUCGGGCCGCCAUGCGGGACAGGACCCACGAGCUGAGGCAGGGGGAUGACAGCUCGGACGAUGAAGACAAGGAGAGAGUCGCGCUGGUGGUACACCCGGGCACUGCACGGCUGGGGAGCCCGGACGAUGAAUUCUUCCAGAAGGUUCGGACAAUUCGGCAAACUAUUGUGAAACUGGAGAAUAAAGUCCGAGAGUUGGAGAAGCAGCAGGUCACCAUUCUGGCCACGCCCCUUCCCGAGGAGAGCAUGAAGCAGGACCUGCAGAACCUGCGCGACGAGAUCAAACAGCUGGGGAGGGACAUCCGCGCGCAGCUGAAGGCCAUAGAGCCCCAGAAGGAGGAAGCUGAUGAGAACUAUAACUCGGUCAACACAAGAAUGAGAAAAACCCAGCACGGCGUCCUGUCCCAGCAAUUCGUGGAGCUCAUCAACAAGUGCAACUCAAUGCAGUCCGAAUACCGGGAGAAGAACGUGGAGCGGAUUCGGAGGCAGCUGAAGAUCACAAAUGCUGGAAUGGUGUCUGACGAGGAGCUGGAGCAGAUGCUGGACAGCGGGCAGAGCGAGGUGUUUGUGUCCAAUAUACUGAAGGACACACAGGUGACUCGACAGGCCCUAAAUGAGAUCUCGGCCCGGCACAGUGAGAUCCAGCAGCUUGAGCGCAGUAUCCGUGAACUUCAUGAGAUUUUCACUUUUCUGGCUACUGAAGUGGAGAUGCAGGGGGAGACGAUCAACAGAAUUGAGAAGAACAUUCUGAGCUCAGCAGACUAUGUGGAACGCGGGCAGGAACAUGUCAAGAUGGCCCUGGAGAACCAGAAGAAGGCGCGGAAGAAGAAAGUCUUUAUUGCCAUCUGUUUGUCCGUCACUGUCCUCAUUCUGGUGGUCAUCAUUAGCGUCUCCACGUUGGUUUGAUAGCGCUGCAUAUUCUCGGUGAGAUACUGUGGGCCUGCCCCCUGGCCUGCCCCAUCCCUGACCCCAGCCUUUCCUCCUCCCCUCAGACCCUCUUCUGCCCUCCUUCCCUUGCAGGCACUAAGAGCACCAGGGACCCCGGGUCUACCUUCUCUCCCAGCAGCUGGGGGUGGGCAGGACAGAGCCUCCAGCCAGACCCCUUCCUCACACUGGCCUUGUGCAGAGGGGCAGACGGUCCUUCUGGGGUCGGCAGCCCCUCAUCCAUGGGGGCCUCCCUCCUCAAGCCACAGUGCCUGGGGGCGGACCUGCACUGUCCUGUCUGGCUGGGACAUGUGGUUUUGUAAGAAAUUAAAAAAAAAAAAAAAAAA
Messenger RNA from Lipotes vexillifer (Yangtze River dolphin), 1321 nucleotides. RefSeq names its product syntaxin 4 (gene STX4). Bases 63 to 956 code for a protein of 297 amino acids. The transcript has 10 exons. Gene Ontology annotation, cellular component: SNARE complex; endomembrane system; plasma membrane. NCBI's taxonomy places the organism in Eukaryota, Metazoa, Chordata, Mammalia, Artiodactyla, Lipotidae. Gene Ontology annotation, molecular function: SNAP receptor activity; SNARE binding. The record is from RefSeq and is a predicted model, not a curated record. Gene Ontology annotation, biological process: intracellular protein transport; exocytosis; vesicle fusion.